Molecule: messenger RNA, 1911 nt
Organism: Chrysochloris asiatica (Cape golden mole)
Lineage: Eukaryota; Metazoa; Chordata; Mammalia; Afrosoricida; Chrysochloridae
Gene: A1CF
Product: APOBEC1 complementation factor
Exons: 11
Coding region: 46-1836 (596 amino acids)
Cellular component (GO): nucleus
Molecular function (GO): mRNA binding
Source: RefSeq, a predicted model, not a curated record
UGAGCAACCCUAAUUAACCUGAUUUUUUGCUGAUAAUCACUCUCAAUGGAAUCAAAUCAAAAAUCCGGGGAUGGAUUGAGCGGCACCCAGAAGGAAGCAGCCCUUCGCGCACUCAUCCAGCGCACAGGAUAUAGCUUGGUCCAGGAAAAUGGACAAAGGAAAUAUGGCGGCCCUCCACCUGGUUGGGAUGCUGCACCCCCAGAAAGGGGCUGUGAAAUUUUUAUUGGAAAACUUCCCCGAGAUCUUUUUGAGGAUGAACUUAUACCAUUAUGUGAAAAGAUUGGUAAAAUUUAUGAAAUGAGAAUGAUGAUGGAUUUUAAUGGCAACAAUAGAGGAUAUACUUUUGUAACAUUCUCAAAUAAGCAGGAAGCCAAGAAUGCAAUCAAGCAACUUAAUAAUUAUGAAAUUAGAAAUGGGCGUCUCUUAGGGGUUUGUGCCAGCGUGGACAACUGCCGAUUGUUUGUUGGGGGAAUCCCAAAAACCAAAAAAAGAGAAGAAAUCCUUUCAGAGAUGAAAAAGGUCACUGAAGGAGUUGUGGAUGUCAUUGUCUACCCAAGUGCUGCUGAUAAAACCAAAAACCGGGGCUUCGCUUUUGUGGAGUAUGAAAGUCACCGAGCAGCUGCCAUGGCCCGUAGGAAACUGCUGUCAGGAAGAAUUCAGUUAUGGGGACAUCCUAUUGCAGUAGAUUGGGCAGAGCCAGAAGUAGAAGUUGAUGAAGAUACAAUGUCGUCAGUGAAAAUCCUAUACGUCAGAAACCUUAUGCUGUCUACAUCUGAAGAGACGAUUGAGAAAGAAUUCAACAAUAUUAAACCAGGUGCUGUGGAGAGGGUGAAGAAAAUCCGAGAUUAUGCUUUUGUGCAUUUCAGUCACCGAGAAGAUGCCGUCAAGGCUAUGAAAGCAUUGAAUGGGAAGAUGCUGGAUGGUUCCCCCAUCGAAGUGACUUUAGCCAAACCAGUGGACAAGGACAGUUAUGUCAGGUACACCCGAGGCACUGGUGGAAGGAGCUCCGUAUUGCAAGGAGAAUACACCUACUCUGUGGGUCAUGUUUAUGAUCCCACCACAACAUACCUUGGAGCUCCUGUCUUCUAUGCUCCUCAAGCCUAUGCAACAGUACCCAGCCUUCACUUCCCAGCAUCCAAAGGAUACCUAAGCAAUAGGGCCAUUAUUCGGGCCCCUUCUGUUAGAGAAAUUUACAUGAAUGUACCUGUAGGGGCUGCGGGAGUGAGAGGACUGGGCGGCCGUGGCUAUUUGGCUUACACAGGCUUGGGUCGUGGAUACCAUGUCAAAGGAGACAAGAGAGAAGACAAACUCUAUGAUCUUUUGCCUGGAAUGGAGCUCACACCAAUGAAUCCUGUCACUCUAAAACCUCAAGGAAUUAAACUUGCUCCCCAGAUAUUAGAAGAAAUUUGUCAGAAAAAUAACUGGGGACAGCCUAUGUACCAGCUGCACACUGCCAUUGGACAAGACCAAAGACAACUAUUCUUAUACAAAAUCUCCAUUCCUGCUCUGGCCAGCCAAAAUCCUGCAAUCCACCCUUUCACACCUCCAAAGUUAAGUGCCUAUGUGGAUGAAGCAAAGACAUACGCAGCUGAGUACGCCCUGCAGACCCUUGGUAUCCCCACUGAUGGAGCUGAAACUCCUGCGGCAGCGGCUGCAACUGCUGCUUCAGCCACUACUUUUCCAGGGUAUGCCGUCCCUAACGCAACUGCACCUGUGUCUGCAGCCCAGCUUAAGCACGCGAUGACCCUUGGACAAGACUUAGCAGCAUAUGCAACCUAUGAAGUCUACCCCACUUUUGCAGUGACGGCCCGAGGGGAUGGAUAUGGAACCUUCUGAAGAUAUCUUUCUUUUCAUUUAAGAAUAAGACAUACAAAACUCUCUGUAAAAGAAAUAUACCUCUAACUUAGUUCC